Messenger RNA from Solanum pennellii, 2044 nucleotides. RefSeq names its product 1-aminocyclopropane-1-carboxylate oxidase homolog. Bases 908 to 1918 code for a protein of 336 amino acids. The record is from RefSeq and is a predicted model, not a curated record. Lineage: Eukaryota; Viridiplantae; Streptophyta; Magnoliopsida; Solanales; Solanaceae. The transcript has 4 exons.
GGCGAACUUAAACAGAAUUAAGGUGUUGAAACAUUAACUGUUAUGAUCUUUGCAAGAUUGUCCUCGUGAUCUUUGUUAUAGUUUCUAUUCUUACCAGCAAAUAAAUGAUAGUCAAUUACCACUUGUAGCAUCGGUCAUAAUUCAUUUCUUUUCUCAACUCUGUAGUUUUUCUUUCCUCUUAAUAUAGUGUGGCGGGACUACUUGUAAAGAGUAGCAAAAACUAGUUUGAAAUUCCGGAGUUUAGGACUGAUCGAUGUAUUUCAUACUUACAAAAUGAUAUGUCCUUCCUUCCUUUUGUCUAAAAAUUACCAUUCUAAUACAAUGAAUUCAGACUCGUGUCAAAGAGUCUGCAUCUCAAUCCUAGUUAUUUCUGUUGAACUGAUUGUUACGCGGAUUAACCAUUUAAUUUGGCAUAUGUUGAUGAUAUCUUUAUUUUUACUUCUGUUGACAGAGAGUCGCUAAAGAGUUUAGUGAUUGUUUUGAGAAGAAAUGAGCAGAUAUCGGGACAGUUAAUGUAGUAGUAACUAUCAAUGGGAACUAGUUCCAUGACCACAGGUUGUUUUCUUUGGCUUGUCUACCUUACAUAAGCUACCACUAUAUCUUCUAAUAUCCUCAUAAGGGACUAAAAAGUAAUUUUACUUGUCUGUUUUGUGGUCAAAAUUACAAGUAUCCAGGAGUCUUAAGUUAGUAGCUCUUUGAUAGAUAAACUCUAAUCAUUUUGCUGUAAAAAUUAAUAGCCCUAUAAAGUUUAUCAUGACUAUUUCCUAGUCGACAUCCUCUAUUUAUGCCGGAUGGUGAAGAUUAUAUAUGUUUUUCAUAGUGAGUAGUACUUUUAGUAUCCCGUGCAGCCUAUGCGAUUCUAAGAACCUCAGGUAUUCUACUUGUUUAUAAUACUCUAGCAAAGAAGAUGGAAAUCUCUAGCACCGAUGAUUUUCAGACCACAAUUCAGAGAAGUUAUGACAAAAUGAGUGAGUUAAAAGCCUUUGAUGAUACAAAGGCAGGUAUCAAAGGGCUUGUUGAUGCUGGAAUAACUAAGGUGCCUCGAAUAUUCAUGCUACCACCAAAACACAGACCGGAGUCCUCGGAUACACGUGAAACACAGUUCAUUUUUCCAGUGAUAGACCUUGAAGGCAUUGCUAAGGAUCCAAUCAAACAUAAAAAGAUUGUGGACAAAGUUCGAGAUGCGUCAGAGACAUGGGGUUUCUUCCAAGUGGUUAAUCAUGGCAUUCCAACAUCUGUUCUGGAAGGAAUGCUGCAAGGAACACCUGCAAAUUGGAGAGACACACUUUUCUGUUUAAUGGCUCCUAAUCCUCCUAGUCCAGAAGAAGUUCCAACAGCAUGCAGCGAAACACUAAUGGAGUUCUCUGAUCAUAUCAUGAAAUUGGGAAAAUCCAUGUUUGAAUUAUUGUCUGAGGGUCUAGGUCUCAAUACAUCUCAUCUCAAUGAUAUCGGUUGUGCUGAGGGGCUCGCUGUUUUGGGCCAUUACUAUCCAGAAUGUCCUCAGCCAGAACUCACCAUGGGCACCAGUAAGCAUUCUGACAAUAGUUUUAUCACCGUGCUUCUACAAGAUCAUAUCGGAGGGCUUCAAGUGCUUCACCAGAAUCACUGGGUUGAUGUUCCUCCUACGCCUGGUACUAUUGUCGUGAACAUUGGAGAUCUUCUACAGCUCAUAUCAAAUCACAAGUACAUAAGUGUUGAACACAGAGUAUUGACAAAUAAACUAAGUUCAAGAAUAUCAGUUGCAUGCUUCUUUGGUACAGGUCCAGUGCCAUCUUCCAAUCUUUAUGGACCGAUUACUGAGUUGUUGUCCAAAGAUAAUCCUCCAAAAUAUCGUGCAACCACAGUGAAUGACUACUCUGCUUACUACCGUAAAAAAGGUCUAGAUGGAACUUCUGCAUUGUUGCAUUACAAGAUCUAAUCAUAGUAGUGUAACGAUUGAAUAUAUGAUGAAAACUGAGAGUUUUAACUUUUGAUGUAUCUUAUGCUGAAGCUUCAUAGAUGGUGAAACAUGACCUGUAUCAAUAUAUGAUAGAAAAUUUAUGUA